Molecule: messenger RNA, 1868 nt
Organism: Hymenoscyphus albidus
Lineage: Eukaryota; Fungi; Ascomycota; Leotiomycetes; Helotiales; Helotiaceae
Source: the annotation of a GenBank genome assembly
AUGUUCUUACUUCAAGCAUGGUUGGAUCACGUCUCUACGGUUCUUCGCGGACGAUCAGUGGAUUCGGGCUCCGGUCUCUUUUUUGCAACUCUAUUCCUCGGAGUAAGCAAUUAUAUCCUAGCUGGAAGCUUCAAUCAAACUUCAAUCUCUAACAUCAGCUUUAGUUCGAGGUGUCUUUUGUCUACUUCUUUGCUAAUGUCAUUUACAAUCUUUACCUCCACCCCCUUGCCCAUUUUCCAGGGCCUUUUCUAGCUCGGUCAACUUUGGUAAGGAGAAGCAUACUUCCAUUUCACAUAAGUCCAUAAAUGGAAUUUGAUCCCACUAAUGUUCAAGGUAGUUAUGGAGAGCUUGGCACACUAUGGGUGGGAAGUGGCACUUUGUGAGCCGCAAAGUACACGAUAAAUAUGGUGAAGCCACAACUUGACAAGAAUAACUAUCCGUGCUCUGAGAAAAACUCGGGCUAACUCUCAAUCAUCCUAGGCGACAUCGUGCGCGUGUCACCCAAUGAACUUUCCUGCGGCUCCUUAGAAUCCUGGAAAGAGAUAUACGGACAACCUGCCAAUAGCCCCAAGAACAUGCUCAAAGCAGAUUUCUACGAUAUCUAUGGCUCUGCAUAUAAGUCACGAUGUAUUUUGUCGGAGAGAGAUCCACAAGUGCAUACUCGGAUGUACAAAUCACUCGCUCCCGUGUUCUCAACGAAAGCGUUGGUGGAUCAAGAGGAGAUUGUGCAGUCCUGCUUGGAUGGGUUUCUACAGGUAUUAGGAGACGAUGGAUCCAAACCGGAAGGCUUAAAUAUGAUGAGGUGGUAUGAGAUGUUGACGUUUGAUGUCCUAGGAGAAAUGGCCUUUGGAGAAUCAUUCGAAUCUGUGAAGAACAGUAUGAUGGCCCAUCAAGUUGUCAUUCGAAAAGAGAGUUAACGCAAUAUCAUAGAGAAACAACAUCCUUGGGAAGAGCUGUUCCCACGUUACGUGUUUUGGCUUACAGUGUUCGAUAAUUUGCGCCGCUCUCGGAUUCUCUCGUUUAUUGGACAGAAACUCCUACCGAGCCUUACUUUUGCGGUACGCGAUCAACAUUCUCAGUUUAGUCGUGAUAAGGUCGCUCUGUAAGUUAUAAUUUGGAAACAUUAUAAACUUGGAGCAGACUGGCUGAUCAUUACUUCGUGAGAACAGACGACUUGAACGAACAUCCGCUAGAAAAGACUUCUUUACCAGUUUCGUGGAGAAGGUGGAAAAUGGAGAAGUGAGCCGAGAAGAAUUGACAGCACAUUCUGCAACGCUAGUGUUUGUUGUCCAUCUAAUUCUUCCCUGCCUCGAAGUUUUGUAUACUGUGAUAGCUCUGAUUUAUUACUACAGCAUUGCGGGAGCUGAGACUACAGCAACUUUUCUUGCGACCGUGACUUUUCAUCUCUUGACCAACCCGACAGUCUACCGAAAUCUUCGUAAUGAGAUCCGUCAAAGUUUCACGAGUGCUUCUGAAAUAAAUGCCACAGCGGCUCAAGAAUUACCUUACUUGCAGGCCGUGGUGUCUGAAGGUCUUCGACGUUAUCCACCCGCGCCCUUUGGAUUACCGCGUGUGAGUCCUGGAGCUAUGGUGGCUGGUAGAUAUGUUCCUGCUGUGUAAGUCUUUCUUCAGAAAUUCAUAUUGUAACAAUAUAUAUAAGGAGGAACAUUAUAUAUUGAUAUUGAGCUCUACUUGUCUACAGGUCGAAAUUUACAUAAAUCCCCACGUUACAGCUCACGAUCCACGCUACUUCAAAAGAUCCUUUCGACUUUAGACCCGAACGAUGGUUAGAUCCGAACAAUACUGAUAAGAAAGAUGCUAGCCAACUUUUCUCAACUGGAUCUCGGACGUGUAUGGGCAAAAAGUAA